Molecule: messenger RNA, 1753 nt
Organism: Branchiostoma belcheri (Belcher's lancelet)
Lineage: Eukaryota; Metazoa; Chordata; Leptocardii; Amphioxiformes; Branchiostomatidae
Product: receptor-transporting protein 3-like
Exons: 3
Coding region: 302-985 (227 amino acids)
Biological process (GO): protein targeting to membrane; protein insertion into membrane
Molecular function (GO): olfactory receptor binding
Source: RefSeq, a predicted model, not a curated record
AUAAGUUUCGGUCCUUUGUAUUCGCCGGCCUUUGACUUUCGACCCUGUUGAUAUGGACCGCGAUCACAUUCUGUUGACAGUUUCGAUCGUCAAAACUUGAUCCUCAAAUGACAUCACCUUCUCAAACGUUUAUUGGUUACACGUUGUUUACUGUAUGAUGUAACGUGACAGCGCGCGCGCAACACAGAGUUGUGCUCAACCGUUACCAACCACCAACGUCGCAGUAAGCGGCAUCACACUACAGAAGGAAGAUCGAGUUUUGUGGCGGUACCUGACAAACGUAUUAUAAAGUUCAGAAGUCAUGGCAAAUGUCGGAGCACCAGACGACUGGACUGAUGUGUUUGAGACCGAGAUCUGUGCAGAGUUCCAAGAGGAAUGGACCCUGACCGAGGUCAAUGACCUACCGGACAUCAACCAAGCUAGAUACUCUGGGUGGAAACAGUUCACUGACAAAGCCAAGGUGCGGUUUGCAUGCAGUGAGUGCAACAACACCUGGACAUCCACAAGGGGCCUGGUCAUCUUCCACUACCGCCUCAAGAUGACAGGUCAAGUGAAGAUGUACCUGCCAGGGCAGAAGUGUCACCACUGUGAGGAAGAUUUCGAGUCUCCUGACUGGUAUGAAGAAGAGAUGGUCAAGGUAAUGCAAAAUCUCCAAAAGAAGAUAGAUGAGAAGUACUACAGCAGGAAUAAUGGCCCCAAAAGGCUGAAUUUGGGUCAAAGAUCAGCAAACAUGAAAAGCAGUCAUCAGGCUGCUCUUUGUGAGGCAUGUCAGAAGGGCAUCUGUAGGCAGAGUGCAGAUCAGUACAGGCAUGUUCAGGAGGAUACAGAUGAUGACAGUAGUCAGACAGAUGAGGAAACAGAUGAGGAGUCAGGUGAUAACUGGGAUCAGGAAUCUAAGGAAUCAGAUGAUGGCUCUUAUUGGCAGAGGGAUUAUAGGGAUCCCUAUGAGGAAGAGUAUGAUGAUGAUGAUUCUUAUUGGGACUAAAGUGAUCCCAAUAGGAUUCAGAUGUCAUGAAAGUUCAUGUGUUGGUAGUUACAUGUUUAAGUUGAAACUUGUGUUCUAACACAAAGAAUUGUUCUGACUUAGAGCUUUCCACUGACCCAGUGAGACGUGUCAUGUGGCUUCUUGAAGUGUGAUGUAAACACUGGGUCAGCUAUCUGGUAAAUGAUGUCAGCCCCCGUCGCGGUUGAUUCAGAUGAAUCACUACAUGAUCAUGUACAUGUAUUAGCAAAAUUGUUAAGGGGCAUAUUUCAUGUAAAUUCAGAACACAAUGGUGUUGGCAAUCUCUACUGAGUCCCAAUUUUAGUGUCAUUGACAUAGGUCAACUUUAGAGUCUUAGGUAGACCUAAGAUAAACUUGUAAUGUAUUUUAUUUUGGCUUUGCAGACUUCCUGGUAAUUCUCUAAGAAUCUGCUGUAGUUUUAUAUCUAUGUAUAAUUCCAUUUUGUCAAAAUUUACUAGUGUACAGGGCUAGAACCCAUGAGGAAGUUUUAGGUGUGAUGUAACAUUACACCCCUCUUGCUCUGUCACCAGCAUAGUUGUUUUGAGUGAAAUUUAUAUCAUAUAAAUAAUCUCAAGAUAUGUCAUUUAAUCUUUUCUUGUAAUAAAAGAAACAUUCCUUCUGCCUAUAUAAGUUCUAAAGCCUAUAAAACAGCAUUAUUGGUCUUGUCCUUGCAGAUGUUUAACACAGAAUGUUAGGACAAAACUUUUAAUAUUCACAUGCAAGGAAGCUACAUGAAAAUAACUCAUGUAA